CGCAGCCGCGCUCAAAUGCCGCUGGGGCUCCUCCUCGCUUCCGACGCGGCGGCACCACGGGGGAGACCCCCUCGCGCCUUGCCUUCGGGCGCUCUGCCUCCUGCCGGCUGCACCGGCAAGGAAGGGGCCGGCCCCGAUUCAUGGGAGAGGGGGAGGCGUCGGCGGCUUAGAAGGCGCCGAAUCCCCUUUCCCCCUUCCGGGCACCUUCCUCGGCGGACGGAGACGCCCGACCAGCCACCUGCAGCUAUCCUGGACGGCUCUACUGCGAAGGGAGCCCCUCCGCUGGCCUCCUUCCUUCCUCCUUCCACCGAGCGUGCGCCGCGUCUCCUCGCAAGAGCAGCCCCAAGGAGGAAUCCGGAGAGCAAGCAGGAAACGGGCUCGCCGUGGUGGGGGGCCGGCGGAAGAUCGCAGCUGAGGAGGUGUUGCUCCUCCGGGCGGCCAGCUCUAGUCCUUUGGACCUCCUGGACCGGCUUCCCCAAGAGGACGCCCCCCCCACGGCUCCGCUCGAACAGGGGGAGGGAACGUCUCUCUUUCUUCUCCGCCUGCCCGCCCCGACGGGCCACGCCCCCUCUGCGUCUGCGGCCAAAGGGCUCCCUCGCUGGCUCGCCGGGCAAGCGGCCGGGCCGAAGGUGGUUCUUGCCCUUUCCCGCCGGCCCAGCAGCAAAGCCGCGACGCCCACGGCCCUUUAGCUCCUCCCCCUCGGUGGCCGGGGUGAGGCGCUGCGGAGGGUCUGCCCGCCCGUUCCUCCGUGGGUCGCUUCCUCCACCAUGGGCGAGCCUCCGCCGCCUCCUCGGGGCUCGGUGCUGUGCCGCCUGCAAUACCUGGACGACGCGGACCCGUUCUCGUGCGCCGCCUUUCCGGAGCCGCGUCGCCCGCCAGUCCAGCCCGUCCUGGAGGUGCUGCCGCUCGCCGCCCAAGUGCCCGCCUUCCACCGCCUGCUGGGCGCGCCGCUACCGCUGGAAGAUUGCACUUUGCAAGUUUUGCCUUCUGGGCACUAUCUGGAUCUUGAGCUUUCACUGGUGGAGCAGAAAGAUGAGCUGGAAGGGUUCUACGAAGACAUCAGAGAAGCUCUACAGUUCAAAGGGGCCUGAGCUGAGGCGCUCUCUGUUCUCCCUGAAGCAGCUUUUCCAGGAGGAUAAGGACCUGGUGCCUGAGUUUGUGAAUUCAGAAGGGCUGACAUGCCUCAUCACAGUUGGAGCUGAGGCUGACCAGAAUUAUCAGAACUACAUCCUCAGAGCUCUCGGUCAGAUCAUGCUCUUUGUGGAUGGGAUGAUGGGGGUGAUCAACCACGACGCGACGGUCCAGUGGCUGUAUACGCUGUGUGGGAGCUUGUACCGCCUCGUGGUGAAGACGGCCCUGAAGCUGCUGCUUGUCUUCGUGGAGUUCACGGAUUGCAACGCCCAGCUGCUCAUCCAGGCGGUCAUGAGGGCCGAGCAGGCCAGGGGUGGGUUUCCGUGGUCUCACCUUGUGACAAUCUUGGAGCAGAAGAAUGCGGCUGACACUGAGCUUCAGGUGUUUGCAAUGACGCUUAUCAACAAGAUUCUGGCUGCCCUCCCUGAUCAGGACUCCUUCUAUGAUGUGACAGACUGCUUGGAGCAGCAGGGCAUGGAAAGCCUCAUCCAGGAGCACCUGACCAGCAAGGGCAUUGACCCGGACUUGAAGCAGCAGCUGGUGAUCUACGAGAAUGCACUCAAGUACGAGGAUGGGGUGGAAGAGCCACCGCCAGGUGCGCGCAGGGAGCGGAGGAAAGGGGAGGAGGGCCGCAGGGGACAGCGGCGCUCACUGGGCUGUGCCGUGACUCAGGAGGACAGCCGAGGAGGGCCCAGAGCUGCAGAGGACGUCGGGCCCAGGCCAGGCCUGGAUGAGGACAGCAGAGACCUGCCCGGCUUCCAGAGCACAUAUAGCAGUGCAUCCAGCGUGCUGCUUUCUGCACCAUCUGUUCCCGCAGCAGGAGAGCAGAGUGGCAGCCUGGGCGAGAGGAGCAUUUUCAAACUUCGCGAACCUGCCUUUGCUUGGCGAGAGGAAAGCCCCCCCAUACUUGGGGACAAGCCUGUUCUGAGGCGCGUUGAAGCACGCUUCUUGGAGAACCUCGCUGCCUCCCAGAAGGAGAAGAUGUGUGCGAUCUCCAAGGGGCGAGCAGAGAUCCUCGCUGAAGCCACUCCAAGCACUGAGCAGGUUGCCCCAGGGAGCCAAGGACAGGCUGGGAGCGCUGAUGGGAAGGAGCCCGACUCAGUGUGGGCCUUGGCUGCCCUUGGGGGUGCAGAGGCUAGUGAGAGCACACCAGGAGGCGAGGGGUCCUCCAGCAGCCAUGGGCUUGGCCCCUGUUGUAUCCUGAGCCCAGGCCUUGAAAGUGUUGCGCCCGGCGACGGUGCAGAUCCCUGCAGCAAGAAGCUUAUGCUGGACAUGCUUUUCUCAAAGAGGAGCCCUACAGGGCUGGAGAGGACUCCCCUUGCCUUGGCAGAGGAGAGCCAGGCAGGUGCCCAGAGCAAGCUGAGCCAAGACGAGGAGGGUGGCCGUCGGGGCAACAGGGCACUGCGGGCCCAGUUCAGUGUUGAAGCCGAAGCCAGCCUGCAGAGUCUCGAGAGGACUGUCAUGACUCCCUACAGGAAGGAUGCAGAGGUGAUGGGGGGGGCCCUGGGGCCCAGCCCCAAGCCCCUGAAGAUCAGAGAUUUGGACUUCUCUGACUUGGGGGAGGAGGAAGAUUUUGAUAUCCUGGAAGUGGAGAUGACGGUGCCUCACCACGGAGCUGCGGGUGCAACUGGGGUGCUGGCCCCACCCCCUCCCCCCCUUCCUCCCGGCUGUCCCCCUCCUCCCCCACCGCCUCCGCUGGGCUGUGCCGUUGCUCCCCCUCCUCCACCCCCGCUGGGCUGCACCACAGAAGAUGCCCACUCCCCAGCGGAGAAGAAGACCAAGAAGACCAUCAAGCUCUUCUGGAGAGAGCUGAGAAAUCCGGAGGCCCCUGGCAGAGGAGGCCCCUUUGGGCCAGGCACUCUGUGGGCAUCCCUGGAGAAGGUGGAGAUUGACACGGCUAAGCUGGAGCAUCUGUUUGAGUCCAAGACGAAGGAGGUGCUGAGCUCCAAGAAAGCUGUUGAUGGAAAGAAGCUGAUUGUGGUCUUGGAUCCCAAGAGGAGCAACGCUAUCAACAUUGGUUUGACAGCGCUGCCUCCUGUGCACAUCAUCAAGACGGCUAUUUUCAACUUUGAUGAAUUUGCAAUUAAUAAGGAAGGGAUUGAGAAAAUCUUGACAAUGGUUCCAACCGAGGAGGAGAAGCAGAGGAUCCAGGAGGCACAGCUGGCCAAUCCAGACGUCCCUCUGGGCUCAGCCGAGCAAUUCCUUCUCUCUCUCUCCUCGGUCCCUGAGCUCACGUCCCGGCUCCAGUUGUGGGCUUUCAAGCUGGACUAUGAGACCUUAGAGCAGGAAAUUGCAGAGCCUCUCUUUGAUCUGAAGCUUGGGAUGACGCAGCUGGCCAAGAACCGGACGUUCAAGUGUGUCCUGGCCACUCUCCUGGCCAUGGGCAACUUCUUGAAUGGAUCCCAGAGCCAAGGGUUUGAGCUGAGCUACCUGGCAAAGGUGUCUGAGGUGAAGGACACAGUGCAUCGGCAGACCCUGCUGAACCACCUGUGCUACUGUGUCGUGGAGAAGUUCCCAGGCACCACAGACCUCUACUCGGAGGUUGCUGCUGUCAUACGCUCAGCCAAGGUUGACUUUGAUGAGCUGGCGGAAAGUCUUCUUCAGCUCGAGCGACGGUGCAAAAUGUCCUGGGACAGCCUGAAGGCAAUCGCAAAGCAUGACACCAAGCCAGCCCUGAAGAGUAAGCUGCUGGAUUUCCUUCAAGCCAGUACCCAGAACAUCCUCCUCCUCAAGGUCGUCCACCGGCGUGUGUUGAACAGGUUCCGCUCCUUCCUCCUGCACUUGGGCUAUGACACCCGCUCGGCCCAGGAUGUGAAGGUCACAGGCUUCUGCCGGACCCUGCGGGAGUUUGCGCUGGAGUACCGCACGUGCCGAGAGCGAGUUCUGCAGCAGCAGAAGAAACGGGCAGCCUAUCGUGAAAGGAACAGGACCCGGGGCAGGAUGAUCACAGAGAUGGAGAAGUUUGCUACCGUCAGCAAACCUGAAGUCAGCCUUGCCCCUGCAGUGCUCUCUGCCAGCCCCAAGCAGGAGGAGGACGAAGCCAGCCAUGAAAGCAUGACUACGGUGCUAAUCUCCCCUGCAGAGCCAUCUGGCCGUCACUCCCGGGCCAGCCGAGGUGUCGGGAAGCAUAGCCCUCCCAGUGUGGCCACCCCUGAGGAUGAUGCCUCCAGCUCCCCCGAGGAGGCCUCUGAAGAGAUCAUGGACCGCCUGGUAAAGUCUGUCACGCAGAGCACUCCUCCGCGGCCAGGUGCUGGGAAGGAGCGCAGACGCUCGCGAGGGAACAGGAAAUCCUUGAGACGGACCCUGAAGAGCGGCCUCAGCGAUGAACUGGUGCAGGCUUUGGGCCUGGCGCAGGCAGCGGGAGUCACUGUGUGAGGAGGAAGGCCGUGGCCCCAGAGCAGCCUCACAGAAGCGGCCCACAGCCGGAGGAGGAGGAGGUGGCUGCUCGCCAGCUGGAGGAAGCAUGUGUGUUCAGCAGAGCCCUGCGGUGCCCGUCCAGUCCUCCCUGGGGGCUGCCCCUCACGAGAACUGCCAGAAUGUGUGGCUUUAUCACUCCUUGAAACCAGCCCCCUCUCCCUGCUUGAGGGGGGUCGUGCUGGGCCCGAGCUCUCUCAAGGAGGGGGCUCUUUCUGCUUCUGAGCAGUAUAUUGGUGUGUGCUGUGUUCAGACUUCUUUUAAAAUUAAAUGUAUCUCCUGCCCUUCCUCCGCCCAGCACCUGGCUGAGGGGCCUGCAGUGCUCAGGAAUUGAGGGGGUCGGCGGUGUGGCCACUGGGAGUCAGAUGGCUCCAAAUAAAUUAGCUUGCCUCUCUCUUGCAGUGUUGCUUACCCUUCAGCAAGCCUGCACACAAUCCUCUGAAGGCUUGUUGUUUUUCUGUGGCAGAAAAGUGCUUCCUUUCAUCCCUUGAGGGAUGAACUGGUGGUAGCUGCUCUAGGAGGCCCCAUCCUGUGCAGUUGCAGCCUGCCAGUGAGGGGCAGGGGGGGUGUUUGGGCCCUACCAUUGCCACCCAGAGGUGCUGCUCCAAAUGGUACAAUCCUGUAAAAGGGAGGCUUAUUACAUGCUGCAGACUUGAGAGGGAGGUGGUUUAAAAUGCUGGCAGGUUGCAUCAAGCUCAUGUUCAAAGUGAGGAAUGAGAAAUGGAAAGUUACAGUACAGGGUGAUGUUGGCAGGCAAAGCUUGUUUAUAAUAUUUAUAUGCUAGCAUUCAUAUGCAAUUUCACUUUAAAACAAAACCUACAAAAUGAACAUUAACUAAAAAUGCAACAAUUAUAUUGUAAAAUAGAAGCUAAAUCCAAAGAAAGCAAAAGCAAAAGUGGUCAGCCACACUUUCUUUCUAAAGGGUUUCUGGAAAGUCGGCAGGAAAGAGGUGACUUGGGCCUCCUGUGGAAGGGAGUCCCCAGGCGCACUGGGGUCCUGUGGCAAAAUGGGAGAGACCUCCCCAAGGAGCCCCUGGAGCACUCAAGUGGAGGCGAGAGGUUAAGCCCGGGCUGCAGCCACCUGCUGUUCCUUGGGCUGCCUGCAGGUGGCAAUGCAGCCCCACAGCUGACUGCAGAGGCCUCUGCCUUGGAGCUGGGCACUCUUCCCUGGGGGGGUGCUAGCCCGCUUGGCCCUGGAUUGCACAUACGUAGCCAGGUUGCCACCAGAUUUUGCUUGUGUGAAACAUCUGUAUGACUUCCGGGGGAAAUUUAAAAUAAUUUCAAAAAGGUUAGUGUAUUUCUAACAGUGACUGGGCCUUUCCACAUCCAUAGUAAAGCCUCAUGCGAUUGUUGCAUAACCCCCGUUUGGCUAAGUUGUACUUUGUGAAAUGUGGGCUGCAGCCCAUGAAAAUCCCCACGCCUGAAUGUUUGGCUGAUCUUAUCAAAGCUUUGUUUAGCUAGCUACACUCAACAUUGUAAAACAAAGCCAAGAGGGAAAACAUUCUGAAUCUAAAACCACCUUUGAUCCAAAAAAUAUUCACUGAUUAGUUUUGAUGUGAUGAUGGUGGUGAGAUUUAUAGCAUUACUGGUGAUGUGAAAACACAACAAAGUCAGUAAACUAGGGCGAACUAUAUAUCGGUAAGGCAUGCUGACUACAGAUGCAUAUGAAAAUACUCUCAUGUAACCAUCAAUAUUGCAACAUUGUAUUGUUUCUAGAAAGUCCAAAAGAGAGAUGCUGUGAGCCACAGACUAGCAAACCAUCCGGCAUGGCGGCCAUCAUUAAAUCUCGCAGGAGCAAAUUCUGUGCUGUGGGUGAGGAGGACGGACUGACUUUCUUUGUCGUGAAUCUUCCAAAACUCAGGGCGGUGUUCAAGGCUUGUCCUACUCAGAGUAGACCCACUGAAGUUCAUAGACAUGACUAACUUAGGUUCAUUACCUUCAGUAGGCCUCUGCCAAGUAGGACUUAGUUGAGUACAAUGAUCAGUGUCAUUGGAUGUUCCCAGGCCCUUGGAUUAGAAGAGAGGGAGGAAGAAACUCCUCCCAAUCCACAUUCUUCACCCCGUCAUGUGUUCCUCCGUCCCCAUCGAAGACGAGGCAGCGUCCCGGUGUGGUUCCCAGGGAGUCUCAUCCAGAUCCUGGCCAUACCCGAUCUGUGGGGCGAUUCAGUCAGGGUGGCCUCACAUGCUCUGGGGCCGUCAGGGGUCCUCCCUGCCUCUUGGAGGGUGUUGGGAAGCGUAUUGUUGCUGCCCUGAAGCUGCUGGGAGUCCUCCAGCUGGGCCAGUUUGCUGCAGACCAUCCUGCAGUCAGCUUGUCUGCCCAACCGCUGUUCCACCGCAGGCAGCAGUGGCAACACCCACCCUUUCCCAGCACCAUGUGGGCUGGAGAGUGUCGCCUCUGCCUGGGCUGCAGUGGGCUGGGGGGCUGGGCCAGGACUAGGGGGGCUGCUUGCUGCUGCCGCCAGCCCCUCUGCAGCUGUGCCUUCGUCUCACCCAUGUACUUUCAGCCCCAGAAUUCAGCUUGAGUCUCCAAACAAGGAUGGCCUGUAACGGGGCCAUUAAGUAUUGCACACCUAAAGAUCUUUAAUGUAGCCUAUUCUUCAUGUCCCAGGCAUGGAGUAUUUUGCUUUCCUGUAAGACAUUUCCUUGAGGCAUCUGUCUUUGUAAGAGGCCAUAAGAACGGAGAAGGCUGUCGGUGUCAGACCAUUGGUCGGUCUAGCUUAGUGCUGUCUACACUGGCCGGCAGCAGCAGUGGCUCUCUGGGGUUUUAGGCAGGAGUCUCUCUCAGCCCUACCUGGAGACUCCAGGCAUUGAGCAGCUAGAUGGAUGCUCUGCCACUGAGCUGUGGCCCUGCCCUUUGGGUGGAAUUGAACACUGCUAAAACUUGGGACUCUAACAGAGACAGGCAACGAAAGAGGAAAUCAAAGAGCCAUGUUUUCAAGACAGUGGAACUGUCUGAAUGAAGGUAACUUAGCCAUGCCUUAAGGACUUCUCUGGCUGAACUCGGGUUGUGAGUGGCCCUAGAGAGGUCUGUCACUGGAGGCUGGACCUGUGGGAUCUGCACAAAAUGCAGCCAUGUAUCUGCCCCCCCCUUGUGAGGUGAGCUCUGUGGGGCUCAAGCAGACCAACUCUCUCUCUCUCUCUCUCUCUCUCUCACACACACACACACACGUCUUUUACAGCUGACCCUCACCGUGCCAUGGCUCCCAGAGGCCAGUGCGCAUGCUCCGUCCUCCUUGAGCUGCUUGCCCUCUGCCACCCACGGGGGAUUACAUUUUCAGUGUAGUGCACUUCUGCAUAUAUGGCGGCUGGCUGGCUGGCUUGCUCGCUCAGCCCAGUCCAUUCUGCACUCGGCCACCACCACUAGUGGUUAGAGAGGAGGAUGAGCCUGGCAGGGCAGGUCUGUCUGCUGUUGCUGGGAGGCCUUCAGUUCAGCCAUUUCUAAGACUUGUGCUACUUCCCAGGAAGGCAAGCAAGGGAGUUGUUGCGCUCCUUUCUGGGCCUGUUGGUUCAUGAAGAUUGCCCUGCAGGAAUGGAUUUCCAAGACGCUUUGCAAGCAGGCUGUCAUAAGAACAUAAGAAGAGCCUGCUGGAUCAGGCCAGUGGCCCAUCUAGUCCAGCAUCCUGUUCUCACAGUGGCCAACCAGGUGCCUGGGGGAAGCCGGCAAGCAGGACCCGAGUGCAAGAACACUCUCCCCUCCUGAGGCUUCUGGCAACUGGUUUUCAGAAGCAUGGGUCAGGCAUGGCUGGUUCUGGGCUGGGAGUGGCGGCGCUCCUGCUGCUGCCAUCACUAUCUUGACUGUUGGACGUCCCCUCCCCAAAAGCGCAUGCCUGCACUGCAGGGAACAGCAUCACCACCUUGGCUAUGGGCAGCACACAGCAGACACCCCCACCCCCUGGGAUCAUUUGCAAUCUUGUGAGGUUGGUGUGCAGCUCCAGGGUCUUACACAGUGUCAUUGCACCUCCCCCCCCCCCAAAGAAACACCUUUGCUGGCUCUCAAGCCACCAUGUCAGCUGCUUGUGCCAUGAUAGGCUGGUCUGGGGCAUGCUGGUGCCCAGGAGCUCAGCAACUAAGUGGAGAUGGGGCUGCUGUUGGUUUCCAUUCUUCUGCAUGAGGGGGCAGCGGGGAGGUGUUGGGGGUGAGUGGUCUGGCCUGAGCUGUGGAGGGCCUCGGGAGAUUACCCAUCCCAGCUGCAGAAAAGCAGAAGAUGGAUCAAGAACGCCAACUAUCUGCCGGCCUGUCUGCUUGACAGCUGUACCCUGCUCUCCAGGGGCUGCCGUCAGAUUGGCAAUGGGGAGGUGGUCUGCAGAUGUGCAUCCACCAGGGAGAGAGUCAGCCAGUUCAGGCUCAUGGGCUCUCAGGCAGGUGCUCUGAAGAGAGGCGCUCUGAAGAGAGGCGCUGGGAGCAAAAACUCCUCUUGAGAAAGUCCCUGCCUAGUGGCGGCACAGGGUUUAAUUGUGCUGGCUGAGGGGGGGGAUUUGGGCUUGCUCUCCUCCAGGGAAAGGCAGCUCCCACCCCCCUCAUCCUGCUGUGCCUCAGACUGGCUGAAGGUUUUCUCAGCUGUUCAUCAGAAAAGUGAUUUUCCUUCAGUUGAUGCUCUUUGCUAGAGGCUUGCAAGUCAAGACCAGGAUGGCAAAUGGAAAAAGUUGAUGAAAAUCUGGACAAGUGAUUCCUCUCAAGUGACUCCUCAACUGCUGCUUUCUGCUUCCCAAGCAUACGUUGCUGUUCUUGCUUAGUCUCAAUCUGUGCCAAAGGCUGAAAGCUGGAGCAGUCAUCUGAUUAGAGAAAUCCCAUCAGGUAAUCAUACAAUCUUUGUUAAUGAUCAUAUUUGCAUAUGUAUUAAACCAGUUGUUCUGAUAGCGCAUUCCACACUCAAUCACAAGGUCCAUGACAACGUCUUAAGAACAGACUCACCAAGGUCCUGACAGAGGCCACCUGUCCAUUGUGGCAGAGUCCCAGAUACGUCUGCCUGGGCCCAACCAUCCACUUCGAAGAAGCAACAAAUUAAUCCAGAGCUUCUCCAAACCCGAGGAGUGAGACAUGUCCUCUGAAAAGUGAUGGCCAAUCAAGGCUUGAUCCUGUUAGCAGAAAAUUUAGCUGAGAUGCAACCAAGCUGAGCCACGUGUGCUGUAUGCUUUACCUGACGGAAGAAGGCUUUUGCCCUCCAUUCAAAUCACAGAGACUUGUCUUAAAAAUAAGACAAGAAAUACUUGAUAGGAAAGGCACCAGUUCCAGCUUAGUUAGGGGUGCAAAGAGACGGUGCCUGCUCUCCCUGGGCUGGUUGAGGGAAGCAGGAGAGUGGAGUGAAGCCAGCUCCCUCCGUGAGAGGAUCGUUUGACAAUGCAAGGAAGACAGGCAGAGAAGGGCACAGGUAAGAACAGGCAGCCUGGUCAGCUGGAGGGCCCGAUCUUACCUAUGCAAAGAACCAAAUGGGAGUUGCUCUUGCUACACUCUCAACAGAACCUUCCUGAGCAGCUAUAAUCAAAAAGUCAUUGCAAGGCAGGCAUUCUGGCUGAGAGAGUCUGGUUUACAUCAACCCUGCAAAGGAGGCCAGUGUGGUACUACUGUUGUGGGGAGGGGGAGAGGUGGGUGUGCUGGCUGAGAGAGAAGCUUAAGGCAACCCUGUAGUGUGGUUCUAUGUUGUCAUUUUUAAAGGGAAAUGCAGCCGAAGGGCUGUUGAGUAGACAGUGGCAGUAAUAUGGGGAGAGGAAGUGAGGAAUAUGGGAGAACUG
Rhineura floridana is the source of this 10272-nucleotide messenger RNA. It is a transcript of the gene FHOD1, whose product is annotated as formin homology 2 domain containing 1. The transcript has 23 exons. The record is from RefSeq and is a predicted model, not a curated record. Gene Ontology annotation, cellular component: cytoskeleton; cytoplasm. Gene Ontology annotation, biological process: actin filament network formation; cortical actin cytoskeleton organization. Bases 16 to 4506 code for a protein of 1496 amino acids. Gene Ontology annotation, molecular function: actin filament binding. Lineage: Eukaryota; Metazoa; Chordata; Lepidosauria; Squamata; Rhineuridae.